GUAGUAAUCACAUAACAAUAGUUGAAUACAACUAAACUAUCAACGCAUUGAUCCAUCUUUCUUUCCUCUCUUGUUUUCGUUUUCUCUUUAAAAUCAUCAUUUUCGUUCUCCUUUGUUCACUUGCUCCCUCAUUGACCGCGUGUGUUUUCUUACACCCGAACGUUUGAAGACCACACCCCCAAGAGUUAAUCUUUAAUUCACAUCUCCAUCGCUCAUCUAUCUUAUUUUUAACUUAUACAUUUAUACUCAUCAUUCAACAUGGCCGAUGUCGAGAGUGCCCCCGAAUUCGCACCUUCUAGCCCCAUCACAACUCAGAAGUCAGAGAAUGCUGAGAGUGCACCUUUAGAUGUUACCGAGACGCAGCUUCAAACCACUAACAGCACACCUGCAUCCUCCAGUUUACCUCAGCAGCAGGAUGCUGAAGUAGACAAUGAAGCUAUUAUGGAUAACAUUGAAGGAGGGGCCGCUAUUCCAGACAAAGCCCAGAAGAUACCCCCAGCAAAGUCUGCAAUCCCAGCACGACGCACCUCCACUGCUACUGCAACCACUGCUGCUACUGCUACCACCAAGGCCAAGGGCACGCCUGCUGUUAAGGCGCCCGUCAAAUCUGUGGCAGCAUCUAGCACCAACACCAAGACUGCGACGACAAUCAAGGCUGGAGCCACAGGAAAUUCUUCAGUCGCCAAAAGAAUCAACACUCCUAGCACCACCCCUACCGCUGCUGUGAAAAAGGCUCCAGCCGUUGCUCCAAGUACCACUGCUUCGAGCAAGGUCACUGCAACCGCUCGUCGUCCAACUGCCUCUGCCUCUGCAAUCUCAGCUACAACAAAGGCCACUACUACCACUAUCCGACCUACCCCUGUCAAACCUGCUGCCAGCCCUGCAACAGCUAAAACCACUUCUACAGCAACCCGUGCUCCAGCCAAAGCUGCCACUGGCUCAAUGACAUCACGUACUCCUACCAAAUCUGUACCAUCAGCCUCCAAGACUGCUAGCACCACCGCAACUAAGGCUGGUAUCGCACCAAAGGUUCAUUCGAGCCGGGGCAGUAUUUCUCCUGUGGGUAGUGUACGCUCCGUAAGGUCAGGUACCCCCACUGGUUCUGAAGCGUCUGAGCUGAAAAAAGAACUUGAUAGUAUUCGUGAGAAGUACGAAGAGGCUACAGCCGCGUUGAAGAUCAAGGAAGAGGAGCUUGUUGCUUUACGAGGACAGCUUGAGAGUGGCUCGAGCUCACAUGCGGAUGCUAUUGCUGACACAGUUUCUAGCGACGGAGGAGAAACUGUUGUACCUGAAAUUGAUUUCUCAAAGAUCGAGCCACAGAGUCAGGCCAUUGUUGCAGAAGCAAUCGCAGCCAAGGAGCAAGAAAUUACUGCUUUGAAGAACGAAGUUGAGAGCUUAAGCGGACUCGUUGAGAAAUUGCGUACCGAGCAUGAGGCCAAGAUCAAAGAGCUGACAGAUAGACAGGUCGAGAAGGCUGCAGCGCAGGAGAUGGAGCUGGCUUUGCUCCAUCAAGAGCUUGCAGAAUACACAAAAAAGUACGAAGAGGUUACAGAGCUUCGUAAGAAACUUGAAGAAUCUCAGGCUUUACACUCAUCUACUCUUGAGGAGCUUAAUAGAAUCCAUGAAGAUAAGCUUCAGAGCCUUGAAAUUGAACUGCAGGCAGCAAAACAAGAGCGCUUUGGAGCCGAAGAUGACAAUAUCAAAGAAAAGUAUGGGAAGGACCUGGAAGAGCUUCGUCUCAGUCACCAGAAAGAGCUUACCCAACUGUCGUCAGAUCACAAAAAAGAAUUGGAUAGGCUUAAGGAACAGCUUGAAGAGAAAAUUGAAGAAGCAAAAGAACAGGUUGAGACUGAAUUGCGCGAGCGGCAUUCCAAGGAGCUGAGCGAUGCCUUAGCUGCACAUACUGCAGCCCUCAAUGAGCGUGCAGGAGCAGAGUCAGGAGCGAUCGAGGCGAUCCAGAAGAAGCACAACCAGGACCUCGCUGAUCUGAGAGAACUGAUUGAGGCUGAACAUAAAGCUUACAUUGAGUCUGUGCGAGGCUCUCACCAGACCGAGCUGAACAAGCUACAGGAGGAACAUACGGCACGCAUCAGUGAACUGGAGGGUGAACUGAAAGCACUGCAGGAGAAAUGUGACAGUGAGAUAUCUGCUUCGAAAGCAGUAAUCAAUACAGAUGUUGAAAGCUUGAAGGCUGCCCACGCUACCGAGCUAGAAACCCUCAAAGCGAUCCACGCGGAAGAACUCAAUACACUGGAGAAGACUACUAAGGGCAAGAUGCAAUUGGAAUUAAGCGCUGUUGAAGGCAAGUUCGCGGAAUUUAAGGCAGAUGUGGAGAGCAGUCAAAAUGCAGAACUUAAGAAGCUUGAGACCAAUUAUGAGGCACGCAUUAUGGAGCUAAGUAAAGAGCAUGAGAACAGGAUCAAAGAACUGCAGGAUGAGGCCGACGAACAGGUUCAAAAGGCUGUUGAACAGGUUAAAGGCACGUUUGAAGAUGAUCGUCAGGAACUGGAUGCUGCUCGUGUAAAGGAACUUGAGGAUCUUAAGCAAUUACAUGCUUCAACCAUUAAGGAUUUGGAACAGCAACUCGCCAAGGCUGAAAAAGCUGCCAAGGAGGCUUUAGAGAAUUCUGAAAGAAUCCGAUCCGAGCUGCAAUGCGAAUUGUCUGCAACCAAGGCCGAGGCUCAGGCAAAGGUAGAUGCCGCCAAAGCCUCUCUUCAGGAGCUUGUUGCGAAACACGAGGCUGAGAACCAUGGCAACACAGAUUCUGGAUCAGCCAUCCACUCAGAGGAGUUGGAGGCCCUUCGUGCUAGUCAAGAAAAGGUUAUAAAGGAAGCUCUUCAAAAGGAAGAGGAAGAACUUUCUGCCAAGCAAAAAGACCUAGAGGAAGAGCUGGAGUCACUUCGAGUAAGUCUUUCUGCUGCCCAGAAGGAUCGUGACGAGACUAUUGCAGCUGCAGCGUCCAAGGAAUCACAACUUAAAAAUGAGCACAGUAGGAUGUUGGAUAAGCUUGAAAAAGACUACAAGAACCAACUCGAAGAACUGAAGGCGUUAAAUCGUGACCAUACCGAAAAUAUGUUUAAAAUGCAGGAGGAGCAGAAUCGAGACCAUGAGACCCGUCUCCAGCGCGCGUUAAUAUCUCAUCAAGAAGAACUGCAGGGAUUAAAAGAGCGAUACAAAGUUCAAUUGGAGGGUAGAGAAAAGGAAUACAAAGACCAGGUCUGGGCGCUUGAGGAGAAACUCAAGGCAGUGGAAGCCGUCGCUGCCAAUGCCCAGGAUAGUAUGGCUCUUACUGCAGAGUUGGGAAGAGUUACUAAGGAACUUCAGGAGCUCAAGGGCGAGAAUGAACAACUUACUAAAAUGAUGAACCAGCUUCAGGAUUCGAUGAUGACUCGUGCAUAAUUAAAUACCUUGUCUAUCAUGACUAGCAAUAUUGGAAGUUAC
Lobosporangium transversale is the source of this 3441-nucleotide messenger RNA. RefSeq lists its product as hypothetical. Gene Ontology annotation, cellular component: cortical microtubule. The record is from RefSeq and is a predicted model, not a curated record. The transcript is spliced from 8 exons. NCBI's taxonomy places the organism in Eukaryota, Fungi, Mortierellomycota, Mortierellomycetes, Mortierellales, Mortierellaceae. Gene Ontology annotation, biological process: cortical microtubule organization. Bases 259 to 3399 code for a protein of 1046 amino acids.